CACCGAAGGGGGUAGCCCUUCGGAGAAACCUGACACCCCCUCUCCGGAAAGAGCCGAAUCCGCGGUACUUCCGGAAAGAGCCGACGCUGCUCGGGGAGAGGCUCGGCAGUACUCGGAACUUUCCGGAGAGACCCGAGGAGCAGCCCAACUCAUCGAGCCGCCCCCUUUCCGGAAGAACCCGAAGCAGCUCCGGAAAGAGCCGACGCUGCUCGGGGAGAGGCUAGCCAGUACUCGGAACUUUCCGGAGAGACCCGAGGAGAAGCCCAACGCAUCCAGCCCGCCCCUUUUCCGGAAGAACCCGAAGCGGCUCCGGAAAGAGCCGAAAGCUUUUCCGGAAAGAGUCGAAGAGACGGGGGAAGACCCCCGGAACGAAUCGUUCUUCUUCCGGAAGAAGCCGAAGCGCGUUCAGCGCCAGCCCGAGCCCUCUCCGGAAAGCCCCGAAGGGCGCCGAACCCCCCCUCUCUCCUUCCGGACAGCCCCGAAGCAUUUCCGGAAGUUGCCGAGCGGCGCCGGCCGUCGCCGAUUCCCCCCCUUUCUCCCCCCCCCCCCCCCCCCCAUCGCCUCGGAACCGCCGCUGAUUCCCCCCCAGCUCCGGCUGCCGCCGCCGCCGCCUGUGCCGCCCCCCGCCCCCUCCAGCCCUCCGGGGGGGGCCCAGCCCGGCUCCCUCCGCCGCCGGGCCCGGCCCGGCCCCCGCCGCCCGGCCCCCGCCCGGUUCGGCCCGGGCAGGAUGAUCAAGCUCUUCUCCCUGAAGCAACAGAAGAAGGAGGAGGAAUCGGCGGGCGGCACCAAGGGCACCAGCAAAAAGGCCUCGGCCGCCCAGCUCCGUAUCCAGAAAGGUGACCGGGGGCCCGGGGACCCCCCGCCCCACCCGGUCGGUCAGGGCUACCCUCACGACCCACCGAAGGUGAAGUGUGAGACGAUGGUUUAUCACCCCAACAUCGACCUGGAGGGCAACGUCUGCCUCAACAUCCUCAGAGAGGACUGGAAGCCUGUCCUGACGAUAAACUCCAUCAUCUACGGCCUGCAGUACCUCUUCCUGGAGCCGAACCCCGAGGACCCCCUGAACAAGGAGGCGGCAGAGGUGCUGCAGAGCAACCGGCGCCUCUUCGAGCAGAACGUCCAGCGCUCGCUGCGGGGGGGCUACGUCGGUGCCACCUACUUCGAACGCUUGCCUCAAGUAGCCCCCCCCUCCCCCCCCCUCCCCCCUUCCCCCCCCUUCCCCCGCCCCCCCCUAUUUAUUGCCCCCCCGGGGGCGGGGGGGGGGGGGCCCCCCCCCUCCUUUUUCUGCCCCCCCCCCCCCCCCUUCCCUGGCCUGCGCUGCUCUUGUUGGGUGAUUAAAGGGCGACAGGUAACGAGCGGUGGUGAUCAAUCUGGGGGGGGGUUUACUGGUUAAACUGGGGGAUCUUAU
This is a messenger RNA of Falco peregrinus (peregrine falcon), 1408 nucleotides long. It is a transcript of the gene UBE2M, whose product is annotated as ubiquitin conjugating enzyme E2 M. NCBI's taxonomy places the organism in Eukaryota, Metazoa, Chordata, Aves, Falconiformes, Falconidae. The record is from RefSeq and is a predicted model, not a curated record.